AUGCCUACGAAUACUGCGGCAUGGUUGACAGCCGAAAAGACGACUCCUUUGGAAGUGAAGCCGGCCGAAUACACAUCGCCUAAUGAGAAGGAAAUUGUAGUUAAAAACUACGCAGUUGCCUUGAACCUCGUAGAUGGGGCCAGACAGACAAUGGGCAACGCACUUUUUGGAUGGGUCCAGUAUCCUUGCAUUCUAGGGUCUGACGUAGCAGGCGUGGUCGUUGAAGUCGGGCCAAACGUCACUGAAUUUGAGAUCGGAGACAAGAUAUUGGGCAUGGCUUCCGCCUUGGUUUCCAACCGAGCAGCGGAAGCUGCUUUUCAGACUUACAGUGUAGUGCACACAAGCUUGGCUUCUACCAUCCCAAAAACCAUCUCAUACGAUGAUGCAGCUGUUGUCCCGCUCGCCGUUGCUACUGCUGCUUCCGGCCUCUACCGAGCAGACUACCUUGCGUUGCCUUAUCCAACGGUUCCAGCACGUCCUACCACUGGCGAAACUCUUCUAAUAUGGGGCGGAGCCUCCAGCGUGGGAACCAAUGCCAUCCAGUUAGCAGUGGCAUCGGGCUACCAGGUCAUAUCUACCUCCUCGCCCAAGAACUGGGGUUAUCUGAAGAAGCUUGGGGCCAGUCAAGUCUUCGACUACAAUAGCAGCACAGUCGUCGAGGACAUUAUCAAAGCAUUCCAUGGCAAGAAAAGCGCAGGAGCACUGGCUAUCGGCCAAGAGACGGCAGGUUCAUGCGUCAAGAUUGUAGCCCAAGUAGGCGGAAGGCAAUUCGUUGCUAGUGCCAAUUCCCCGCCCGCACAGCUGCCAGAGGGUGUUAGCUGCAAGUUCAUUCUUGUUGGGGACCUGAAGAGCAAUGGAGUUGGGGAGGCAAUCUUUGCGAAAUUCAUACCAGCCGGACUCAGGGAAGGCGCGUUUGUACCAUCGCCCCCAUCGCGGGUGAUCGGCAAAGGCUUGGGGGAGAUCCAGAAUGGACUUGAGGAGCUUAAAAAGGGGGUUUCUGCUGAAAAGCUCGUAGUUGUGCUUGAUUGA
Molecule: messenger RNA, 1029 nt
Organism: Lachancea sp. 'fantastica'
Lineage: Eukaryota; Fungi; Ascomycota; Saccharomycetes; Saccharomycetales; Saccharomycetaceae
Source: the annotation of a GenBank genome assembly